Pterocles gutturalis (yellow-throated sandgrouse) is the source of this 1017-nucleotide messenger RNA. RefSeq names its product pre-mRNA processing factor 38A (gene PRPF38A). Gene Ontology annotation, cellular component: precatalytic spliceosome. The transcript is spliced from 9 exons. Lineage: Eukaryota; Metazoa; Chordata; Aves; Pterocliformes; Pteroclidae. The record is from RefSeq and is a predicted model, not a curated record. The coding region runs from base 4 to 714 and encodes 236 amino acids.
AAGAUGCUGCAGAUCCAGCCCGAAAAGGAUAUCAUCGUGGAGUUCAUAAAAAACGAGGACUUCAAGUAUGUCCGAAUGCUUGGUGCGUUGUACAUGAGGCUGACAGGCACCGCCAUUGACUGCUACAAGUAUUUGGAACCGCUGUACAAUGACUAUCGCAAAAUAAAAAGUCAGAACAGAAAUGGGGAAUUUGAACUGAUGCAUGUGGAUGAAUUUAUCGAUGAACUACUCCACGAGGAACGUGUAUGCGAUAUCAUUCUGCCUCGAUUACAGAAACGAUAUGUUCUGGAAGAAGCUGAGCAGCUUGAGCCUCGUGUUAGUGCUUUGGAAGAAGACAUGGAUGAUGUAGAAUCUAGUGAGGAGGAGGAGGAGGAAGAUGAAAAGCUGGAGCGAGCACCCUCUCCUGACCACCGCAGAAGAGGCUACAGAGACCUGGAUAAACCUCGCAGAUCCCCAGCUGUGCGGUACAGGCGGAGCCGAAGCAGGUCUCCCAGAAGGCGAAGCCGCUCUCCAAAGAGAAGAAGUCCAUCACCACGUCGGGAGAGGCAUCGCAGCAAAAGCCCAAGAAGACACCGGAGCAGAUCCAGGGAGAGGCGCCACAGAUCAAGAUCUAAAUCUCCAGGGCAUCAUCGUAGUCACAGACACAGAAGUCAUUCCAAAUCACCUGAAAGAUCUAAGAAAAGUCACAAGAAGAGUCGGCGAGGGAAUGAAUAACAAAGUAAAUCCAGCAUGCAGUUUAAGGACCUUGAACUGCAGUCUAAUACUGUCCUGUUUGCUUUAAGGGACAGCUGAAUAUGUACUGGCUGCUUUAGCAGUCCAUUUCUUUAAUCCUUCUCUUGUACAAGUCUGGGUUGGUUUUUUUUUUUUAAUUAAAAGAAAACUAAGGAUACUUUUUAUGUAGUUGGUUACUCAUCCUUGUGAUAGAAUUUGAAGAUUGUUUUUAAAUUGUUUUUCUCAAGGCCUGUAAAAACCAGUGAAGAGCAAUAAAAAAAAAAAAAAGGGGGUUUUGUCUUUAAA